This is a messenger RNA of Venturia canescens, 1841 nucleotides long. It is a transcript of the gene Rad23, whose product is annotated as UV excision repair protein Rad23. Gene Ontology annotation, molecular function: ubiquitin binding; polyubiquitin modification-dependent protein binding; damaged DNA binding. The record is from RefSeq and is a predicted model, not a curated record. Lineage: Eukaryota; Metazoa; Arthropoda; Insecta; Hymenoptera; Ichneumonidae. Gene Ontology annotation, biological process: nucleotide-excision repair; proteasome-mediated ubiquitin-dependent protein catabolic process. The coding region runs from base 186 to 1256 and encodes 356 amino acids. Gene Ontology annotation, cellular component: cytosol; nucleoplasm. The transcript has 6 exons.
CUAUUACUCGUGGCUCGUGGUCUGUCUACUCUGUCUCACGGUACAUCAUUGUGAACCAACCACAGUGCCGACUCAUCGUCCGAAAAUUUAACGCCAAAACAUUAUUCUAUACUUCGCCUUAUAUGUACAAUUUGAGAAAUAGAAUCUGUGCUGAAAACGCUAUUUUCUGAACUAAAACAACCACAAUGAUUAUUACCUUAAAAAAUCUUCAGCAGCAAACAUUCACCGUUGAGAUCGAUGCAUCGAAAACGGUUAAAGAACUCAAGGAGAAGAUCGAAGCACAAAAGGGGUUCUCUGCACCUCAUCAGAAAUUGAUUUACGCUGGAAAAAUUUUAAGUGAUGAUCAACCAUUGACGGAAUACAACAUCGAUGAAAAGAAGUUCAUUGUUGUUAUGGUUACAAAGCCAAAAGCAGGCGCCAGCUCGAAUGCAUCGGGUGAACAAGUUGGGGAUUCUAGCGAUAACAACAAAGAAAACACGAAUACCCCCAGACCUGCUGCUGUAUCAAGUUCGCCUGUAGCAGAACAAACUCGACCUCGCCCAACCACAGUUCCGUCAGAUGAGCUCACAAUCCCAGCAGGGGCUGUCGGGAUUCAAGCUGAAAGUGCUCUGCUUAUGGGUGAAGAAUAUAAUACAAUGGUGAACAACAUAAUGGAUAUGGGGUAUGAUCGCGAGCAGGUUGAACAAGCUCUACGUGCAAGUUUUAACAAUCCAGAUCGAGCAGUUGAAUAUCUAUUGACUGGUAUACCACCUCAAUUGCUCGAAGACCCUCUCGAAGAUCCCCCAGAAGGACAGGAUCCAAGCGGAGACCAAGCUCCGGAUCCUCUAGCAUUUUUACGGACACAACCGCAAUUUCAGCAAAUGCGACAAGUAAUACAACAAAAUCCGCAACUGUUGAAUGCUGUCCUACAACAAAUUGGACAGUCCAAUCCUGCUCUAUUGCAGCUCAUCUCGCAAAACCAAGACGCCUUUGUACGCAUGCUCAAUGAACCGGCUGGAGCGACUGGCGGAACUGGAGCUAAUGCCCCAUUACCACCAGUAACCUCAGCAGCUACUGCUCAAAGUGGUGUGACGGGAAGAACGAACACCAGUGGCGGUACAACCGGUAUUCAAGUUUCACCUCAAGACCGCGACGCAAUCGAAAGGUUGAAGGCUCUAGGAUUUCCGGAAAACCUUGUUCUGCAGGCGUAUUUCGCGUGUGAAAAAAAUGAAAAUCUCGCAGCAAACUUUCUCUUAUCGCAAAAUUUUGAUGAUUGAGCUUCCAGAAAUUUUGUGUUCAAGACUUAGAGCUUACCGAACGAGCAGAGAGUGGAGUCGCUGAUUCUAGUUUGAGACUUACCGUUCGGCCUAGCCAAAAAAUGAAGAUCUGUUGGCGGCACGCCUUAUUCACAGUUGAUCGAUCAAUCUGUGUAACCUCUACUUCCACCGGCUCUUAUCAGAUUUGCAAUUUGUACAAAAAUCAAAGUUUCUGCACUGCGUUGUAAAAUUACUGAGAAUUUGCUUAAUUUCAUGCGAUAUUAAAUGGAUCAGUUGUCACGGAGUCUUCAUUUUAUAACGAGUUGACUGCAUACACGAACCGUUAUGGUAUGGGACUUUAUUGUUUUUUACGCGAUCUUGUUAUUUUUAAUUAUUUGCGUAUACAAUACACUGAUUUGUAAUUGCAGAAGGCACUCUUCUGUACAUAAAUGUGUUUAAUUCGUACGCUAAUUGAGCUGCCAGGUACCUGGUUAUGUGUGCAGCCGUUCAAUAAAAUUAUUUUCUUUUCAAGUACGACGAUCUGUAAGUAAUAGCUAACUUAUGUCUAAGAAAUUAACGGCAUGAAUAAAGUAUGAUUGGAAGAAA